AUGGCCUCUCGAUGCAUGGCUGCCCGUAUUCCCAUCUUCUUGCUUGUCCUAUUCUCGUCCAUCUCGGCUUCUUCUCCCACUCCCACCAAUGGCAAUCGUAGUGACAUCGAUCUCGCCGCACUGCUCGCUUUCAAAGCCCAGCUCACCGACCCUCACCGCAUCCUUGCCGGCAACUGGACCACCGGCACGUUUUUUUGCCAUUGGGUCGGCGUCUCAUGCAGCCGGCGUAGGCAACAUGUCACUGCUCUAUCGUUGCAGGGCAUCCAACUUGCUGGGCCCAUGGCACCUCAUGUGGGUAACCUCUCUUUCCUCUCCGUCCUCAACCUCACCCUCACCAAUCUUACUGGACCGAUUCCAGCUGAACUUGGUAGGCUACAUCGUCUUACAUAUCUCGGACUUAGAGGGAAUAGUCUAUCAAAUGCCAUACCUACUACCCUAGGCAACCUCACAAGGCUCGAGAUCCUUAGUCUAGGUUCCAACCAACUCUCAGGGCAGAUCCCUCCUAAGAUGUUAUUGUAUAUGUACAACCUUAAAAAAAUUAAUCUGCUUGGAAAUGACUUGAGUGGCCAAAUACCACCAUAUUUGUUCAACAACACUCUAUCAUUGACGUACAUCCAUUUUGCAAAUAACAGUCUGUCAGGUCCUAUACCACAUUCUGUUGCAUCCCUAUUUAUGCUCGAGUUCUUUAGCCUUGAGUUUAAUCAACUCUCCGGUCUAGUGCCACAAGCCAUGUACAAUAAGUCUAGACUGCAAGCCAUAUGGCUCGAAAAAAAUGAUAACCUAACUGGAAUUUUUCCGAACAAUCAAAGUUUCAACCUCCCAAUGUUGCAAUUUAUUUCAUUAUCAAGUAACAAAUUUACUGGUCGGUUUCCAUCAGGGCUUGCAUCAUGUCAAUACCUACAAGUACUUGAUUUUUCUGCAAAUUCUUUUGUGGAUGUUGUACCAACAUGGUUGGCCAAAUUGCCACGCCUUGAAGUGCUUGAGUUGGGUUCUAAUAAGCUUAUUGGCUCAAUCCCAGCUAGUCUAAGCAAUCUCACCAGUCUUUCUAUAAUAGACAUGCCCUACAACAACCUCACAGGGGAGAUUCCGCCAGAAUUAGGUCUUAUACAGGAACUCUCACAUUUGUAUCUUGGAACCAAUCAGUUGACAGGGAAAAUUCCAGCUUCCCUCGGCAACUUAUCCAAAUUAUCUUACCUAGCUUUGGAAAUGAAUCAAUUGUCCGGCCAAGUACCAACUGCACUUGGAAAAAAUGCAGCUUUGAACAAUCUCGAUUUGAGAUAUAACAACUUAGAGGGGAAUCUAGACUUCUUAUCAGCUCUGUCCAAGUGCAGAAAGCUCCAAUUCCUUUGGUUAGGCGCUAAUUCUUUCACAGGCGUCCUCUCCGGCCAUGUGGGAAACCUCAGUUCACGAUUAAUAUUUUUUAAUGUAGGUGACAACAAGUUAAUAGGUGGGCUCCCGGUAGAAAUCUCAAACAUAAGCAGCCUUGAAAGACUAGGUGUAGAAAACAACCUGUUAACCGGGCCAAUCCCAGAAUCCAUAGCUAUGUUGGAAAAUCUUGGAUGGCUUGAUCUGUCAGGUAAUGACAUGUUAGGCCCUAUCCCAGCACAAAUGGGUUUGCUCGGAAGUCUAGAGCGGCUUUCUUUCCAUGCAAACAAAUUAUCAGGAUCUAUACCAAGUAGCUUUGGAAAUCUUAGUUUGUUAGAAAACAUCGACUUGUCUAAUAACCAGUUAAGUUCAAUGAUACCUGCAAGCCUUUUCCACCUAGAUAAACUUAUCACACUAGAUAUUUCUCACAAUUACUUUGUUGGUGCACUACCAGUCGAUGUUUCAGGUCUAAGACAAAUAUACCAAAUGGACAUUUCUUCCAACUUCUUGAUAGGAAGCAUCCCAGACUCAUUGGGACAACUUAGUAUGCUAAUCUACCUAAAUCUAUCGCAUAACUCCUUCAAAGGAUCAAUUCCAGGCCCACUCAAAAAGUUAAGAAGCUUAGCAUCAUUAGACCUAUCCUUUAACAAUCUCUCUGGUAGCAUUCCCACAUUCCUUGCCAACUUUACAUACUUGACUACCUUGAACCUCUCAUUCAAUAGUCUAGAAGGCCAAAUACCCGAGGGAGGUGUUUUCUCAAAUCUCACAUUGCAAUCUUUGAUUGGAAAUGUUGGGCUGUGUGGCGCUCCGCACCUAGAUCUUUCGCCAUGCCUUGACAUACCUCACUCAAGUAACAAACAUGUGCUACAAAUUCUACUCCCAACACUUACACUAGCUUUUGGCGCCUUUGCCAUUUCCGUAUACCUAUUGUUCGGAAAGAAACCUAAGGGGGGAGAGGACAAACAUUUUGUCAAUGCAAAUGAUGUCAUAGGCCAUCAGAUAGUCUCCUAUCAUGAGCUCAUUCAUGCCACCAAUAAUUUCAGUGAAGGUAACAUCUUGGGAUGCGGAAGCUUUGGAAAAGUAUUCAAAGGCCAACUAAGCACUGGUUUGGUAGUCGCUAUAAAAGUUAUUGACGUGCAGCUAGAGCAUGCCAUUCGAACUUUUGAUGCCGAGUGUCAAGUGCUUCGUAUGGCGCGACACCGCAACCUCAUAAAGAUACUCAACACAUGUUCCAAUCUUGAUUUCAAAGCGCUAGUGCUUCAAUACAUGCCAAAUGGCAGCUUGGAGAUGCUCCUACAUCAGACCAAGAGUACAGUGCGCUUGGGAUUCCUUGAGAGAUUAUGCAUCAUGCUAGACGUGUCGAUGGCAAUGGAUUAUCUACACCAUGAGUACUGCAAUUUGAUCUUGCACUGUGACUUGAAGCCUAGCAACGUGUUGUUCGAUGAGGAGAUGACGGCGCAUGUGGCGGACUUUGGCAUUGCAAGGUUGAUUCUAGAUGACAACAGCAUGACAUGUGUGAGCAUGCCUGGAACAGUUGGGUACAUGGCACCUGAGUACGGAUCUCUUGGAAAAGCAUCGCGGAAGAGCGAUGUUUUUAGUUAUGGAAUCAUGCUCCUUGAAGUCUUCACCGGAAGAAGACCCACCGAUGCUAUGUUUGGCGCACAACUAACUCUUAGGCAGUGGGUUCAUCAGGCAUUUCCUGCAGAGCUUGUCCAAGUUGUCGAUGUCCAGCUUCUACAGGGUUCCUCUCUUUCUAGCUGCAAUCAGGAUGGUGGUUUUCUUGCUUCGGUCUUCGAGUUGGGAUUGAUCUGCUCUAGUGACUUGCCUGACCAGAGGAUGACGAUGCAUGAUGUGGUAGUGAUGCUGAAGAAGAUGAAAGUCGAGUACACCAAACUGAUAGCUACUACUAUGCCACGUAGUGCAACACAAUGAUCGAUCGCAUAUCCUUUCUUACGUCUCAUCUAUAUCAUUUUUCUUCUGCACUUAGAAUAGCCACAUAACUCCUCGGAUGUGUUAAUGUGUA
Molecule: messenger RNA, 3388 nt
Organism: Triticum aestivum (bread wheat)
Lineage: Eukaryota; Viridiplantae; Streptophyta; Magnoliopsida; Poales; Poaceae
Product: probable LRR receptor-like serine/threonine-protein kinase At3g47570
Exons: 2
Coding region: 1-3297 (1098 amino acids)
Biological process (GO): protein phosphorylation
Molecular function (GO): protein binding; ATP binding; protein kinase activity
Source: RefSeq, a predicted model, not a curated record